Cryptomeria japonica (Japanese cedar) is the source of this 817-nucleotide messenger RNA. Its product is annotated as germin-like protein 5-1. Gene Ontology annotation, molecular function: manganese ion binding. The transcript has a single exon. NCBI's taxonomy places the organism in Eukaryota, Viridiplantae, Streptophyta, Pinopsida, Cupressales, Cupressaceae. The record is from RefSeq and is a predicted model, not a curated record. Gene Ontology annotation, cellular component: cell wall. Bases 68 to 724 code for a protein of 218 amino acids.
CUAUAUACGAUACAGUCCAGCAAAUCUCAAACCCAAAAUCGUUGCAAAGCUCUAUUCCUAAGAUCUAAUGGCUUCACCGUCUCUAUCCUCCAUUCCUCUACUUUUACUGCUUCUAAUUCCCACUAUAACUGCAGAUCCAGAUGCACUGCAGGAUUUCUGUGUAGCAGACACAAAAUCCUCCACAACUUUCUUCAAUGGCUUACCUUGCCUGAAUCCCAAUGAAGUCACCGGAAAACAUUUCACCACAUCUGUUCUGAGCACCCCAACGAACACAAGCAACAUUUUUGGAGUGGGCACAACGUUUGCAAGUACAGAUAGCUUACCGGGAAUCAACACUCUGGGAAUAUCAAUUUCUCGUGCAGAUGUGGGUGUGGGUGGAAUUGUUCCUCCACAUUCACAUGCUAGAGCCAAUGAAAUUGCUUUCGUAUUGCAGGGAAAACUACUGGGUGGAUUUGUGGAUAGUUCCAACAGGUUUUUCAAUCAGACUGUUAAUACUGGUGAUGUGAUCGUUUUUCCCAAGGGAACCAUUCACUUCUUUCAGAAUUUGGGUGAGAGUCCUGCAAGUUUGAUUGCUGCAUUUAACAGUCAAAAUCCAGGGGUGGCUGUUACUCCCUUUGUUUCUUUCCGUUCCAAUCCUGCCAUUCCUCCUGCAAUUCUUGCCAAGGCAUUUCAGAUUAGUGAAGAGGAUGUGGGGAAGAUCAGAAAGGGUCUUGGUGGCAGUUAAGAAGAUUUGGUUAUGUAUUUUUUUGAGUGACCAUUGAUAUUGUAGCCAUUAAUAAGUGAUAUUGCACCAAUGUUGUGAUUCCAUUUGCUUUAA